This is a messenger RNA of Mucor velutinosus, 801 nucleotides long. RefSeq lists its product as uncharacterized. Bases 1 to 801 code for a protein of 266 amino acids. NCBI's taxonomy places the organism in Eukaryota, Fungi, Mucoromycota, Mucoromycetes, Mucorales, Mucoraceae. The transcript has a single exon. The record is from RefSeq and is a predicted model, not a curated record.
AUGCCUUCCAUCACUGAAAAAAAGAGCAAAAAAUCUGGUAAUAGCUCUUCCUCCUCCUCCAGCAAGAAGGCCAAAAAGGCACUUGCUCAACAGAACCUUCAAGAUUUAGGUGAACCUGUCGUACCUACCAAAUCGAAAAAAUCCAAAAAGACCAAGACUCCUGUCAUCGACCAAGAAGAGCCUGAAGAGCAACUUAAUGAUGUAACAGAUGAAAUCACUGAAGAAAUAAACAAUGCUGCUCAAGACGUUUCUGAUGGUGUAAAGGAUAUUGCACAAGAAGCCCAAGCUGAAAUAGACGACGACAGCGACGAAGAUGAGGGUCCUUUUGCGGGCAAUACGGACGCUAUGACAUUGAUGAACGCCAUCUCGGAAUACAACCGCAUGUUGAUGCAACGACUCUCUUCAUUGGAGAGCGAGGCCAAGGAACAAGGCGAGGAAGUCAGCAAGCAAUCUGUCAAAGACACUGUGCAAGGCACAUACAACGACAUCAAGACCAAGUACGAUAAAAAGUCUGACAGCAAGGGCACCCAUCACUCUUUUGAGCUUCCUAUUGGUGACAUGAUGAAGGGUUACGGCAACUUUGAUACUACUCCAUUGGAGGACGAUGAUCAAGACAACCAAGACUCUGAAGAGCAUCAGAAGCAAGAAAAAAAGGACAAGGAUGAAGAGUCCACUGUACAUGAUGGUGAAGAAAAUUCUGGCAAGCUCAGCAUCGGCAAUGGCGACAAGGAUGACAUUGUUGUCAAGGUAGAGGCUACCAAGACAGGCAUUACCUUCUGUAUUCAUAUCCCUCGCAACUAA